GGACAACAAAGAAAAGAAAACACUUGUCCAGAAAACAUCAAGACACCCAAACAAUGUCUUCAAAUAUUUUUGGGUGGGUGCCUAUCUUGUCCGUGGUGGCCAUACAACUCCUUGUACGCAGCGUUUCUUCCCAAAACGUUACCAAUGACUAUUUGCACCACCAAUGCAACAACACCCAAAGGAUAUACAAACCAGGGAGUACAUAUGAGAAGAAUCUUAACCAAGUCAUCCGUAACAUCUCUCACGUCCAUCUUCGCUACGGUUACACCUACAGCUCUAAUGUUGAAGCUUACGAAGUUAGUAAGGAUCCCAACAUUGUCUUCGUUUUGCUCCAGUGCCGCGGUGACUCUUACGGGUCCAAGUGCCACUCCUGCCUCCACACAGCCCUCUCUGGGCUUCGUGAGAGAUGUCCGGGAAAGAGAGGAGCAAUAAUAUGGUACGACCAGUGUGUUUUGGAGAUUUCUACUGUCAAUACCGAUGGGAGGAUCCGUUACGACAGCUUUUUCAAUAUGACCAACCAAAAGAAUGUGAGCAGCGAUCCGGAUCGGUUUAAAAAUAAAAGGAGGGAUCUUUUCCACAAGCUAUUGCUGGGAGCCACCAAGGAUAGAAGUGAAAGCAACGAUUCGUACGCUGUGGGGGAGACGAGAAUAGGGAAAAAUAAGAUGUAUGCAAUGGUGCAGUGUGCGCUACACUUAACGCCGAACGGUUGCCAUGUGUGUCUAGAAUGGAUUACCGGAACGUAUGUAAGGUUCUACUUCGACCAUAGACAAGGAGGGAGAGUUUUGGGUAGGAGUUGUAGCUUAAGGUAUGAGCUUUACCCUUUUCUAAGAAGGUAAAAAAAGUUUAAGAUUUGGCUCCAUUUCUCUCUACCUCUCACUGUCUCUCCUAAUAUAUACAGUUCAGUUCGAUAUCUGUUUAAAUUAUAGUGCAAUGGGCGAAUCAAAAAUGUUCUCCUUUUACGUUUGCAUGUCUGUUUUUUCUCUUUUCUUAUAAAAGAAAUAUAAAACACACAGGAGAAACUGUA
This is a messenger RNA of Camelina sativa (false flax), 1024 nucleotides long. Its product is annotated as putative cysteine-rich repeat secretory protein 13. The record is from RefSeq and is a predicted model, not a curated record. Lineage: Eukaryota; Viridiplantae; Streptophyta; Magnoliopsida; Brassicales; Brassicaceae.